AUGGCUUCUCUAUCAGACGAGGAUCUGACCUGUCCGGUCUGCCGGGACAUCUUCAAAGAUCCUGUUGUUCUCACAUGCAGCCACAGCUUCUGUAAAGUCUGUCUGCAGGACUGGUGGUCAGAAAACCACCAGCACCUGUGUCCGGUCUGUAUGAGAAGAUCAUCAAGAAGUGAUCCACCUCGUAACCUGGCUCUGAAAAACCUCUGUGAGUCUUUUGGGUCAAAGAGAAACCAGAGAUCUGCAGCGGACUCUGAGGAUCUCUGCAGUCUGCACACUGAGAAACUCAAACUCUUCUGUGUGGACCAUCAGCAGCCCAUCUGUGUGGUCUGUCUUCAUUCAGAAUCACACCACGGACACAGCUUCAAACCCAUCGGUGAGGCUGCACAGGACCACAAAGAAAAGAUCCAGACUCUUCUGAAGUCUUUACAGGCCAGGAUGAAGAUCUUCCAUGAAGUCAAAGAAAAAUGUGAUCAGACGGCCGAAUACAUCGAAGCACAGGCCCAGCGCAUACAGAGGCAGAUUAGAAAGCAGUUCAAGAAGCUUCAUCAGUUUCUAGAAGAGGAAGAGGAGGCCAGGAUCUCUGCUCUGAGGAAGGAAGAGGAGCAGAAGAGAGAGAGCAUGAAGGAGAAGAUCCAGACUCUGAACAUAGAGAUAGCAGCUCUGUCAGACUCGAUCAGAACCAUGGAGAAGGAGCUGAGAGCUGAAGACGUCUCCAUCCUGAAGAACUACAAGACAGAGGUGAAGAGAGUCCAGCAGCGCCCCCUGCUGGAUGACCCAGAGCUGGUCUCAGGUGCCCUGAUAGACGAAGCCAAACACCUAGGCAACCUGAGCUUCAACAUCUGGACCAGGAUGAAGGAGACCAUCUCCUACACUCCUGUGAUUCUGGACCUGAACUCGGCUGAUCCAGACCUCCUGGUGUCUGAAAACCUGACCGGUGUCAAACGUAGAGAUGAAGGAAAACGUCCCAAAAAUCCUGAGAUAUCGGACAGCCUCCCCAUCGUCCUGGGCUCUGAGGGCUUCACUUCAGGGAGUCACAGCUGGGACGUGGAGGUGGGAGAGAGCGGAUGCUGGUCUCUGGGAGUGGCAGCGAAGUUUGUCCAGAAGAAAAGAGAACUCAAGUCUAGACUCUGGAGGAUGGAGUUCAGUGAUGAAGGAUAUAAAGCCAUCUCUCUGUCAGCCAAAGCCACGGUCCUCUCAGUGAAGAGGAAGCUUCAGCAGGUCAGAGUGGACCUGGACUGUGACCAAGGAACACUGACCUUCACUGAUCUGAAGACCAAGACCUGCAUCCACACCUUCACUCACACCUUCACUGAGGAGCUGUUUCCAUUCAUCGGCAAUGGAGACGAGAAACCCAUCGAGAUUUUACCUCGAGAUACCGACUGAUGAGAGGACUGGGACCAGGAUGAGGAUGAGGAUGAUGAUGAUGAGGAUGAGGAUUAUGAGGAUGAGGAUGAGGAUGAGGAUGAUGAUGAGGAUGAGGAUAAGGAUUAUGAUGAUGAGGAUGAGGAUGAUGAGGAUGAGGAUGAGGAUUAUGAGGAUGAGGAUGAUGAUGAGGAUACUCUCCUGCAGGUUUUAGAGGUAUUUCUUGCAGCCUUCUUUGGGACUAGACCGGGCUCCCGGUCUGUGCAGAUCAAGAGUCAGAUCCUCUUUGGCUCCAUGAACCCUGCAGUAACAGCCAGUAAAGCACAGACACAGCUCAGUAAUGAUGUCCGCCAACGCCACGAGUCGGUCCACAUUACCACUUCAGACGGUGUGCUCAGGUGUGAACAGGUGUGCUCAGGUGUGAACAGGUGUGAACAGGUGUGCUCAGGUGUGAACAGGUGUGCUCAGGUGUGA
Cheilinus undulatus (humphead wrasse) is the source of this 1836-nucleotide messenger RNA. Its product is annotated as E3 ubiquitin-protein ligase TRIM35-like. NCBI's taxonomy places the organism in Eukaryota, Metazoa, Chordata, Actinopteri, Labriformes, Labridae. The transcript has 5 exons. The record is from RefSeq and is a predicted model, not a curated record. Gene Ontology annotation, molecular function: zinc ion binding; protein binding.